UGUAAUUUCCUAAUUUCAUCUCUGAUUUUAAAAUGUAUCUAAUAGUAUCUAAAAUGUAAUUAUUAUUUGUGAAGUAUAUAUAUAUAUAUUUAUAAUAUAUAUUUUUUAAUGUGUGUUUUAAAAAAAAUUGUAUAAGUUUGUUAUUGAUGCGCAAUGGAUUUUUCAAGAAGAAUUAAACAAGAAAUAAAGAAACCUACUACAGGUAGUAAGGUUGAAAUGUAUCCACAUGAUGUACAAUUUUAUAUUCUGCCACCCACAUACGAUAUAACAAUGCCCUUAUUUGAGGAACUGGCAUUUGAAAGGUUAAAAGUUUUAAGGAUCUUAGAACAGGCCAGUAAUAAAAAUCUUAGAAUUUAUUCACAAGAAUGGAAAGAUUCUGUAAUAGCAGAUUUAAAUAAAGAAGGCCUUAAAAGUUACGCAAAGCUUUGCCAAGGUACUUCUGGAAAUACAGAAGCACAUUUGCAAGCUCGUAAGCGAGACCACAUUUCACAUUUUAUUUUGAGAUUAGCUUAUUGUCGUUCAAAAGAUUUGCAAGUAUGGUUUCUUGCUAGGGAAAUGGAAUUAUUUAAAAUGCGUUUUAGUGCACUAAGCAAAGAUUCCAUUAAACAAUUCUUAAAAGUAAAUAAUUUAUCAUAUGACCCCAUAAAUUCCGAAGAAAAAAGUAAUGUAAAAGAUGGUUUGUAUCAAUCAACUCUUGGGUUGUCAAUUGCCCAGAUAGAAAUGCAAGAUUUUUAUAAAGUGCCUUUUCAAGAAGUUUUGGAUCUAGUUAAGAACAGAAGAGUAUAUUUACAAUCAGGGUAUGCUUAUGUACCUACUACAGAAUUUGUUUCAGUAGUAUCAACCAGACAUAGCACAAUAAUAAGCACAGGAUUAGAAGCUGCUAAUCGAAUAUUACCAGACAUUGAAGUUGAUGAGAGACUUGUAGGUUUAUUAAAAGGAUUGCACACUUCGUACACAGGCAAAGAUUAUACUCUAUCAAAAACAGCAUUUGUCCCUCUUGAAUCUAUUGAUCAUCUUUCUAAAAAAUCUUUUCCACUGUGUAUGAAAAAUUGCCAUGAUAUAUUGCGAGAUAAACAUCAUCUUAAAUAUAAUGGAAGAUUGCAUUAUGGUUUGUUUCUCAAAGCAAUUGGUGUAACACUUGAAGAUUCUCUUAAGUUUUGGCAUGAUGAAUUUGUAAAAAUUAUGGAUGAAGAUAGGUUUAGUAAACAAUAUGCUUAUGGAAUACGAUACAAUUAUGGCAAAGAAGGGUCUAGAAUCAACUUUAGCCCAUUCAGUUGUAUGAAAAUUAUUUCUACAGCUGUCGGUCCAGGUGACACUCACGGUUGUCCUUAUAAAAGCUUGGACCAAGGUGCCUUGAGGAGUCUUUUGACUUCAAGUGGCACUCCUAUACAUCUUGUGCAAGAGAUUGCAAAUUAUGCUUCACGAGGUCAUUAUCAAAUAGCUUGUGGAAAAUAUUUCGAGGCAACUCAUAAUGUGAUAUUGGAAGGUGGCAUCAAUCAUCCAAAUCAAUACUUUGAGGAAAGUCAAAUUGCAAUAGGAAGCAAACAAAGAGUAAACAAAUCAAGAAAUGUUAACAAUGUAAAAUCUGAUGGUGAUUAUGCAGCUCAACUUUUAUCACAAGAUAACUGGGAUGAAGAAUUGUGGAACAUGGGAGAUGAAGUUGAGAGCAAGGAUAAUAGCAUUAAAACUGCAAAUAUUGGGAGUUCUGCAAAUAAAGUUGAUACAACACAUAUUGCACCCAAGAAGGAUCAAGAAUGGGAUGAUGAAUUUGAUAUAUCAAUGAUGGAUGAUUUUUAAUGUUUUA
This is a messenger RNA of Ctenocephalides felis (cat flea), 1804 nucleotides long. It is a transcript of the gene Prim2, whose product is annotated as DNA primase large subunit. Lineage: Eukaryota; Metazoa; Arthropoda; Insecta; Siphonaptera; Pulicidae. Gene Ontology annotation, cellular component: alpha DNA polymerase:primase complex. The transcript has 3 exons. Bases 154 to 1797 code for a protein of 547 amino acids. Gene Ontology annotation, biological process: DNA replication, synthesis of primer. The record is from RefSeq and is a predicted model, not a curated record.